Thlaspi arvense is the source of this 2005-nucleotide messenger RNA. The record is from the annotation of a GenBank genome assembly. Lineage: Eukaryota; Viridiplantae; Streptophyta; Magnoliopsida; Brassicales; Brassicaceae.
CUAAUAUCAAACCACCACAACAACAAAAUCAUGCCCAUUCUCUCUCGCCUCCCUUUAUAUAAACAAGGCUCCUAAAAGUAUUCACCAAUCCAUAUCCAUUCUCACCUUCCGAAUCUUCCUCCCUCUCUCUUCUCUCUCUCGCUCUCUCACUUCUCUCUCCCUCCGGCUUAUUUUUCUGAUGGGCGCACAGGAGAAACGGUGUCCUUUCGAGCCGAUAUCAAGUUACGACAUUAAGGACCGGUCGAACCAAACCGUGGCCGCCGAUCUAGACGGCACCUUACUUAUCUCUCGUAGCGCGUUUCCUUAUUAUUUCCUCGUGGCUCUCGAAGCAGGGAGCUUGCUCCGGGCGUUGAUCCUACUCGUGUCCGUACCGUUCGUUUACCUAACGUACCUCUCCGUCUCCGAGACUCUAGCCAUCAACGUUUUCAUCUUUAUCACCUUCGCGGGUCUCAAGAUCCGAGACGUCGAGCUCGUGGUCCGUUCCGUCCUCCCUAGGUUCUACGCGGAGGACGUGAGGCCCGACACGUGGUGUAUCUUCAACACGUUCGGGAAACGAUACAUAGUAACGGCGAGUCCACGGAUCAUGGUCGAGCCGUUCGUGAAGACGUUCCUAGGAGUCGAUAAAGUUCUUGGAACAGAGCUAGAGGUCUCCAAAUCGGGUCGGGCCACCGGUUUCACUCGAAGUCCCGGUGUGAUCGUCGGUCAGCACAAACGCGACGCCGUUUUGAGAGAGUUCGGUGGUGUUGCCUCUGAUUUACCUGAUUUGGGGCUUGGCGAUAGUAAGACAGACCAUGAUUUCAUGUCCAUCUGCAAGGAGGGUUACAUGGUGCCACGUACCAAAUGCGAACCAUUACCAAGGAACAAGCUCUUAAGCCCUAUAAUAUUCCAUGAGGGCAGAUUAGUCCAACGUCCAACACCGUUAGUUGCUCUGUUAACUCUCCUUUGGCUUCCCGUAGGUUUCCUCGUAUCUCUCAUCCGCGUCUACACGAAUAUUCCGUUACCCGAACGCAUCGCCCGUUACAACUACAAGCUCACAGGAAUCAAACUGAUCGUCAAUGGCCACCCUCCUCCGCCGCCUAAACCCGGCCAACCAGGCCAUCUCUUGGUCUGUAAUCACCGGACCGUCCUCGACCCGGUUGUGACAGCUGUCGCGCUCGGCCGGAAAAUCAGCUGCGUCACUUACAGCAUCAGCAAAUUCUCUGAGCUUAUCUCCCCAAUCAAAGCCGUUGCGUUGACUCGUCAACGCGAGAAAGACGCAGCGAACAUCAAACGUCUCUUGGAGGAAGGCGAUCUCGUGAUAUGUCCCGAGGGAACCACGUGCCGUGAGCCUUUCCUUCUCCGGUUUAGCGCACUCUUCGCGGAACUCACGGACCGGAUCGUUCCCGUGGCGAUCAACACGAGACAGAGCAUGUUUAAUGGUACCACCACACGUGGCUACAAGCUUCUUGAUCCUUACUUCGCCUUCAUGAACCCGAUUCCGACGUUCGAGAUCACGUUCCUUAAACAGCUUCCGGCCGAGCUGACGUGUAAAGGAGGCAAGUCGCCGAUAGAGGUUGCGAAUUACAUACAAAGGGUUUUAGCUGGAACCUUAGGGUUUGAGUGCACAAAUUUCACAAGAAAGGAUAAGUACGCAAUGCUAGCUGGUACCGACGGUAGGGAUGCCUAAUAUUUACAAUGCUCUGGUGGUUAAGGGUCGAGAUACUCUUGGUCACCGGUGAAGAAGGAGAAGAUAUGAUUAUUGAUUGGAGAAAAUAGAAAAUGAAGAAAUAAUAUAAAGAUUUGAAUCUUUUUUUUUUUUUUUUUCAUUUGGCUGGUUAUUUUUAAGGGGCAAAAAGAAUUGAUAAGUUUGUUUCUUGGCAAGUUUUUUUUUGUUGUAAUAUUUUCAAGUUUUUUUUUAGUACAAUAACGAUUUAAGAAAAAAAAAGAAACUUGGUAUGACAUGCUUGUACAUAAUAUUUGUUAACAGUGUAAGCCUAUAACUUUCUUAUGUAACCUCAUAUGUCCG